Messenger RNA from Emiliania huxleyi CCMP1516, 752 nucleotides. RefSeq lists its product as hypothetical. Gene Ontology annotation, biological process: translation. The record is from RefSeq and is a predicted model, not a curated record. NCBI's taxonomy places the organism in Eukaryota, Haptophyta, Isochrysidales, Noelaerhabdaceae. Gene Ontology annotation, molecular function: structural constituent of ribosome. The transcript has 5 exons. Bases 99 to 503 code for a protein of 134 amino acids. Gene Ontology annotation, cellular component: ribosome.
UGCAGCGGGGGCGUGCAGCCACGGCCCUGCAGCGGGCGGCGGCACGGGUGCAGCCACUGGGGGCGGUGCGGCUGCGGUCGAGCAGCGCGGAGGAGGAUAUGGAUCCCAAGAUCAAGGAUCUUGUCGACCAGAUCGCCUCUCUUAGCCUCCUCGAAGCGGCGCAACUCACCGACGCCCUCAAGGAGCGACUCGGCAUAUCAGACGCGAUGAUGAUGCCGGCAGCGGGCGCUGCGCCGGCGGCGGGUGCGACGCCGCCGCCGGCAGCGGAGGAGGCGGCAGCGCCAGAGAAGACGGCGUUUAGCGUCAAGCUGGAGAAGUUUGACCCCGCCAGCAAGAUUAAGGUCAUCAAAGAAGUGCGCGCUCUCACCGGCCUGGGGCUGAAGGAGGCAAAGGAGCUGGUGGAGAACGCGCCCAAGGAGAUCAAGGCCGACGUCAAAAAGGAGGAAGCGGAGGAGCUCAAGGAGAAGCUCGAGGCUGCAGGCGGUACCGUCGUUAUUGAGUAGGAGGUGAUCUCACAUAAUACCUAUGAUUUCGGAUGGUCGUGGGUGACAUCUCGACGCGAGGCACCUAAUAUAUAGAGUACCUUCGGCCGGGCGGAGGCGCGGGCGAGCGAGACCGAGCGGCGCGGGCGAGUCGAGUCACUGUUGGCUAGAGCGUACUACAAGGGCGUGUAGUGCGUGCAGCUUUGUGUGUGGCUCUCUAAGUACACAGAAAAAAAAAGUUGUGUGCGGCCGCGAGCCGAACGAGGUCGU